Tympanuchus pallidicinctus (lesser prairie-chicken) is the source of this 873-nucleotide messenger RNA. RefSeq names its product T-cell-interacting, activating receptor on myeloid cells protein 1-like. Lineage: Eukaryota; Metazoa; Chordata; Aves; Galliformes; Phasianidae. The record is from RefSeq and is a predicted model, not a curated record. The coding region runs from base 1 to 840 and encodes 279 amino acids. The transcript is spliced from 4 exons.
AUGGGGACGUGGUGCCACGGGGGUUGGUGGCCCUGUGUGACACCAGGACCGUGUCCCUCGCAGGUUGGUGGCUGGCGGCAGCGAGUGGAGCACAGCAAUGUGAUGCCCCCACCCUCCCUGUCGCUGCACCCCAGCCACGGGGUGUCCCUGGGGGACGCUGUCACCCUCAGGUGCCACCUGCCCCGGCCGGCUGCACGAGUUGAGUUCUACAAGGAAGAAAGCUGGGAACUCUUAAAGCAAGAGGACGUGGACAUGGCACAGGAUGUGGCUGAGUUCACCUUGCAUGGUGUAAACAAGGAAGAUGCAGUGAAAUAUUGGUGCCAGUACCGGGUGUCAAAGCCACGUGGAACAUCGCAGCUGAGUGACCCCGUGGAGCUGGUGGUGACAGAUCUCAUUUAUCCCCUGCCCAGCAUUUCCAUGAGCUCUGGGAGAAACGUGGGGACAGGGACCAACGUCACCAUCCAGUGCCGGAACGAGUACAAUGGGGUCACCUUCCUGCACAAGGACGGGCUCUCAGCCCCUAUCCAGCACCAGAAACCUGAUGGUUGGGGCACGGCCACCUUCACCCUCUUUGAGGUGACCCCAGCUGACUCGGGCACCUAUCGCUGCUCCUACCGCCCUGGGGGUUUGUACUUUCUUUCCUCACUCCUUGGUGAAAACGUGACGCUGGAGGUGAUGCCUUCACCUGCACCCCCAGGUGACGCGAGGAGGUCCCUGGUGGUGGCGGUGGUGAGGGGCUGCGCUGCUGCCCUCGUCUUUGGCCUGGGCCUCUACUUUGUCCUCGAUGCCCUCAGCCUCUGGGUACGAAGAGGUGACAGCCCUGGUGGGGAAGGCAGCUGAAUCCCUUUGACACCCCAUAGAGCAGCUUUAGAU